ACAAAAAAAGACACUUGAGAGGCUCAUGCCAUCCCUACCCCGUGAUUAUGAGUUCAGGUCACCCGUUUGAAGAAGACACUUAUGUUAGGGUUUAGGGUUUUAUGAGAACCUCGCAAAGAAUGGGAAGGCAUCGAAGCCGCAGUCGGAGCCACAGCCCUGUGCCAAGCAAGCGAUACGAAGACCCUCGCGAUCGCCGUGCAGACCGCCAUUCCCCUGCUCCCUCUGGCCUUCUCGUUCGAAAUAUUUCUCUCAGCUCCAGGCCAGAAGAUAUCAGAGUACCUUUCGAGCGGUUUGGUCCGAUAAGAGAUGUUUACUUACCGAAAAAUUACUACAGUGGAGAACCCCGGGGUUUUGGCUUUGUGAAGUUUCGUUAUCCUGAAGAUGCAGCUGAGGCGAAGAAAUGCUUAAAUCAUACUGUCAUUGGUGGGCGUGAAAUUCAAAUUGAAUAUGCUGAAGAAAAUAGAAAGACGCCACAUGAAAUGCGUAGGCUUACCACACACACAAGUCAUCGACGGAAUUCAAGAAGACACAGUCCGUCAAGAUCCCCAAGGCGAAGAUAUCACUCUGAUUCACGGUCACCCACUCCAGCACGACAAGCGUCAAGAGAGCAUAAAAGGGUGGCCUAUAAUUCGCCUCGGAGAUCCAGAUCACUAUCAAGAUCUCUGUCCCCUAGGAGGAUUAAAACAUCAAAGGAAAGGCAUGCCAGGCAGCAUUCCAGAUCCGUGUCUCGAUCCCCUUCUCCAAGUCACAGAUAUCGAAGUAAAAAAAGCAAUGGACAGAUUUCAUGUGAUGAUGAUUCUGCUCCAAAACAGACUUGAAACUCCACCAUGGAAUUAACACAGUUGAUGGUCUGAUUCUAGAUCCUACUAUCCUAGAGCUGAGCAUAAUUGUUACAAAAUCCCCCUAUGCUGCUAAAAUCAGACUUAUGCCUUGGUUUGGAAAAUGUUUGAUGCCAUACCCGGGAUGUCAUGUUUAUGCCUUUUGAACACUCAUACAGAUCACACCAUCCGUUUAUUUUACUCCAACAUUUUAUCAAAGUUUUGUUAUUUGCUUCACUUUUUUUACGAUUAAAAAUUUAUUAAAAAUGGGACAUAAUAUCUUUUACAUUUUCAUCUUUUAGCUCCUAGUGUUUAACAUCUACACUAUUCUUUAACCAUACAACUUUAUUCUUGAACUUUUUGAAAACAUGGUGGCUUAAGUAAAAACAGAGUAGAAGAUUUAUAAAGAUAGUUUGGGACACUUGCUGGAUGAAAAGGUCAUAAUGCUGGUUUGUGCUCUAUGCAGUUCUUGUUGGUUGCUGCAUGGUUUGUGACUUCCCGUGAAGUUCCAACUUGUAUGAUGUCUUAACGAGUUAACGCUGGUUGACAGUCUCUCUUGAAGUUCCAAUUAAUCUUGGUUCACACAUCGCAGAUAUCAAGCUUCAUGUUUUGUGAAAUUAUGACUACUUUCACCAUCUUGUAUCUGUGUGUUGGGGUGUUGAAACCUGGAACUCAUUUGAUGGGAAUGUAAAUCCCGACUUCCGUUUUGUACUUCAUCCCAAAUGAAUAGUUUCCUAUUUUGGGGGUUUUCGCUUGAGUACUACGGAGUACUAAAUCCUAAUUUAAAAAUUAGAUUCUACGUACAAAAAAUAUGAUUACUU
Molecule: messenger RNA, 1639 nt
Organism: Cuscuta epithymum
Lineage: Eukaryota; Viridiplantae; Streptophyta; Magnoliopsida; Solanales; Convolvulaceae
Source: the annotation of a GenBank genome assembly